This is a messenger RNA of Populus euphratica (Euphrates poplar), 710 nucleotides long. Its product is annotated as bet1-like SNARE 1-1. The transcript has 6 exons. The coding region runs from base 122 to 493 and encodes 123 amino acids. The record is from RefSeq and is a predicted model, not a curated record. NCBI's taxonomy places the organism in Eukaryota, Viridiplantae, Streptophyta, Magnoliopsida, Malpighiales, Salicaceae.
UCUUCCUUCCCCAUCCACUACCUGCCGCAGCUUAAAUUCCUGUUUCCCUCCAAAAGCAUUUUCAAAAGCCGAGUAAGAUUGUUGCUACAAGAGAAGGUACACGUUCUGUGAUCUUCUGGCCAUGAAUCCGCGGAGGGAUGUUCAUAACAAUAGGGCUGCUCUUUUUGAUGGCAUUGAGGAGGGUGGCAUCAGAGCUUCAUCCUCAUACUCCUCCCAUGAGAUUGAUGAGCAAGAUAAUGAAAGAGCUUUGGAAGGGUUGGAGGAUAGAGUCAGUCUGCUGAAGAGACUGUCAGGAGAUAUAAACGAAGAGGUGGACAACCAUAAUCUUAUGCUAGACAGAAUGGGCAAUGAUAUGGAUUCUUCCAGGGGAGUGCUGUCAGGAACCAUGGAUCGCUUUAAGAUGGUAUUUGAAACCAAAGCAAGCCGUAGAAUGCUUACACUCGUGGCGUCAUUUGUGGUCAUAUUCCUAAUAAUAUACUAUCUCACGAGGUAAUGCGGCUACGAUGGAUUUGAUACAGCUGCUGGCCUUGUGUUAGAACUGGGAACACCCCAUUUUACAUGCUCACUGUAACCAAUGUCCCUGUAUGUGAUAUACUCUCCCAGGCAUGCUUUGUGUAAAGAUUGUUCCAUCCCGUAAAAGUGUGUUGAAAGCAUGGAGUGGGUGUAAAGUCCUCGCACCGCACCCCUUGUUUUUGUUUUCCGUUGCAUUA